Messenger RNA from Symbiodinium necroappetens, 1927 nucleotides. Lineage: Eukaryota; Dinophyceae; Suessiales; Symbiodiniaceae. The record is from the annotation of a GenBank genome assembly.
AUGUCGCAAGAUCAGUGCAAGACGCACUUGAUCGGGCGUCUGCACAUUGCGCUCGCGUUCGAUGUCAUGCCGAGAUCCAAGCUACAGGAAGCCAUGGACCUUGCCAAAGUAGACCCAGUAGCCACGCUGGACACAGAUAACGGCAUACGUCAGGGCUGUUGCUUAGCUCCCUCAUUGUGGGUGUUGUAUACAGGGCUUAUCCUCACCUACAUUAAGCAGAAAGUAAGCAUGCAUGACUCCACAGUCUUCGCUGAUGACUUCCUGUUUCAUUGGCUAGUUGACUCCACUGAUCAGCUGAAGGGUGCAUUUAACCACAUCAGCUUUGUGCUUGACACCUUGGCAGCAUUUGGUAUGACUAUCAGCCCUGGCAAGUCGGCUGUCUUGAUUGGGGUUCGUGGGUCCAAGGUGGGAUCGAUACUUCAAAAGCAUGUCUUUAAGGAUCCUAGAAAAGGCAAGUUUCUACAUUGCCCCACCCGCCACGGUACCACCCGCUUACCUGUCGUUACUCAGCAUCCAUACCUUGGCGCGAUACUCAGCUACCAAUCUAUGGAGGCACUCACGCUCAAGGAACGCGUUCGUCAGUCUUGGAGCUCUUUUCAUCGUAUCCUGCCGGCCCUUCGCUCAAACAGCGUGGCCCUGCGCAGCCGCAUUUCUGUCUGGCAGAGCUGUGUCUUCUCAACGCUGAUGCACGGCCUGGACAGCGUGGGCCUAGCUCCGGGUGGCUCGAUCCCACAGACACUCUGCGCCUCCGUGUACAGCGACCCCAUAGUCUCCACUAAUCCUGAGGCAGCUCCCGAAGAGACCAUACCCCUGACCCCUACUGGUGCACCAUUGCGCUGGCUAGUGAUUGGUUACCUGUCACGACAUGUCAAGUCUCAGCAUGCCGAAGCCUAUAUCUUUCAUGCUGCUGUGCUAAAGUGGCUCGACGACCGUAAGACGGCCAUCCUGUCGCCCUGCCAGUUCUGCGGAGCUGACUUUAAGGCCAUGGAGACCCACAUGAAGGAUGCACUCCGGAAGGAGAUGGCGGAUGUGGAAACCCAGGAGCUCAUGGGAGCUCAAGAGCAGGCCAACCUCCUUUCGGCCAUGAUGCAACGCUCAGCGGGGGCACUGGAGCCAUCUGCACCGAGUGACCCAGGGAUGGCCAGCACCAGGGCGAGCACGCCAGUGGGAGAGGGUGCAGCGACGGAGGCAGCCCCGGAAGGACCGGAACCCAUGGAGACGCAGCGGGACAAGCGGACAGCAGAGGACCGUCACGAUCGCUCGGACCGGAAGUGGAAGUCCGACACAGACCGGGACAAGGAGCUGAUGAAUUUGUGCCUGAGCAUGGGCCGGCUCCUGCUGCGACACGAGGACCAGUUCGGCAUCAACAGGGCCCAGGACAACUAUGUGAUGUUCGCUCAGUGCCAGGGUGUACUUUCUAUGGUCCCGGAGCUCUACGUGGCAGCAGAGGCCUGGAAGACCAUGAAGAAGGAGACACCCGAGCUCCUGACGCUACCCCUUCGGGCAUGGCUGCUGAAGCACUGGGUGGACCUCAUGCUCAAGAGGAUGGAAAUGAUCAUGACGAGCGAGGAAACCAUCAAGCAGGCCAAGGAUAUGCUGAUCCUGGACGACCAGUGCAAUGUUCCAUACCUGGAAUGGAACCGGAGCUCCCGCUCCCUGCAGAUCAAGAAGGACCGCGACCCCAUGACCCUCAGCCAGGUCCUGGAAGCUCUCAAGGCCAUGCAGCUCUUGGCCAUCCAGCCACUGGUGGUGCCGCUUAUGCUGCAAGUGGGCUCCCGCACGGCGGAGUGCCACCAGAUGUGGAAUCAUCUGCAGCGUUUGAGCCACAGCGCUGCCUGCCGCGUGACUGCGGUCUCCUUGCGCAGCGACCGGAUGGGACGUUCGGCCUUGGGCGUGGCGGUGCAGAAGAUCAUCGAAGAGAUGUACG